GGCUGUAGACCAUGCCGCAGAGAGGGGCGGAGCUGCGCGUGCGCACAGCCGAGGCGCGCCCCUGAAGGCGGUUGAAAGAUGGCGACUGUCGCCGAGCUCAAGGCUGUUUUAAAGGACACCUUGGAGAAAAGAGGAGUAUUAGGGCACUUAAAAGCAAGGAUCCGAGCUGAAGUUUUCAAUGCCCUGAAUGAUGAAAGUGAACCCCGACCGCCGUUGUCUCAUGAAAACCUUCUAAUUAAUGAAUUAAUUCGGGAGUAUUUGGAAUUCAACAAAUAUAAGUAUACAGCAUCUGUCCUCAUAUCAGAAUCUGGUCAGCCUGUAGUACCAUUGGACAGACAGUUUCUCAUUCGGGAACUAAAUGCGUUUGAAGAAUCAAAGGAUAACACGAUACCUCUUUUAUAUGGAAUUUUAGCUCAUUUCUUGCACGGAACUAAGGAGGACCUCCAAAAUCCAUUUUCGAGAGGGUCUUCACUUCAGCCUCCAAACCCAGAUCUUGGCAGACAACCUAGCGGAAGAAGGCAAAGGGAUGACCACCUAAGAAAGGAGAAGGGGAGUAUUAAUAAUAUUGAAGAUCCUCUUGUUUCUCAAGCAGUAAAGAGAUGACAUUUCCAUCUGGGGUGUCUUUUGUCUUAAAAUUAUGUGUAUUCAGUACCAUAUUUAUUCUGCCAACAUUACCAAAAUACGUCACUAAUGUUUGUACUUUGUAGAAAUUCGAGUUUCUGCAAAACAUUUAGCCCCUCCUGUUUUACUACAUUUGUGAAUAAAAACUAACUUAUAGCUUCCAGCUUCUUGGAUUUGACUUGAAAGAGAAAAAAAAAUACUGUUUUCAGAAGGUAUGAUAAAGUUUUUUCAAUUUGUAAGAGCUAAAGGGAUUUUAUUAGUACCUCUAUGUUCUUAAAAAAAAAAAGUUCAGGCCUUUAUAGCCAUAUGCUCUGCUCUUUAACAAGGUUACAUUAAUUAAAUUUCCUUCGGGCUGGAAUUAGGUGGAUUUGUAGAAAAAUCCAUUCAUGUUCUGAGAAAACAUUUAAAAGAACACUAAAGCCAGAAAAAACUAUUUUCUAUAAACUUUGUUUUUUUCCUUAUGAUUAGUGGUUUUUCAGAUAACCAUUUAUAAUUAGGUUUAGAUAUCUGAAUUACUAUCUAAAUUUGAACUUUUAAACUAGGUAACAAUGUACUUUUUCUUUCCUUGGACCAUUUUGGCUUCUAUUGGAAGAUUUAAUUAAAAUGAAGAGGGGGAAAUAAUUUUUUAAUUUUGCUGUAAGUAAAACAAAGAGUUUAUUUCAUUAUAUAAAGAAUGUGGAGUAAGCAUGAAGAGACAGGCUUUAGGAGAAAUACCAGAAGGCACUUUUUAAAAGAUGGCAUUGUGUAACCUCCGUGUGGCCUUCAGCUGUGCACUUACAAGGCGAGCUACGCCAGGGGCCGUCACUACCUACUCGGGCUCCGGAAGUCUCAUUAAAUGCCAGUUUUUCGUUCUUGGGAUAAAAAAAAAAACGGUAAGAGCUCUUAGUGUGCGAUCUCUAAAAUGCUAUUUUGAUAUUUAUUCAGACAUUUUUAUAACGUGGAGUCUCCAGACCGAUAUCCCUGACAACACCUGUUACAAUAGCGCCCAGUCGGCCGGAAGUCGCAAAGCGUGUUCUGGGCGUGAACUGCGCAGGCUCCCGUUUACUGACCGCGUUUAGCUUGAACAGUGUCCACAGGGAAAGUGAUCAUGGCUGGAGCCGGAAAAAUUGGCGUCCUCUUCAGGGUGCGGACUCUGUGCUGCCUGUGGAAAUUACUGACACUUAUUAUUGACUUCCUGUGCGGUGGUCAGCGUUCAGUCCUUACACCCUAACCAAGAAUUUUUAUCUGAGUGCCAAAAGUUUAAAGAAGUCCCCUCAAGACAUACUUGACAAGUGAGAGGAUUUUGCGAGGCCCUAUUGAUGAGCUAGAAUUACUUACAUAGAUAAGUGCCAUCAGGGCUCAUUUCCAUUUUUAAAAUUAAAUCUGUAAUCUAUGGUAACAGUUAUGAAUUCCGUUGUAUUGGGUGUGGGGAUAUGAACAUCUGAAUUCUUCUCAGAAGACUUGGUUUACAUGCAAGGAUGUUGGCAAUGGACGCUAAGUUUACCUCAGGAAUUACAAUCAUGCAGGACUAGAUUAAGAAAAAAUUCUGGACUUUAUCAUUUUGGAUACUGAUACAAAGUCAUCACGAUAGAAGCUGAACAGAAUUGUCGCGUGUAGUCGAUAGUGCUUUUGUAUGCAUUGUCCUGUCAUUUGUUUGCACCCAGGCCACUUUUAUACUUUCGACGUAUCAUUUAAUAAAAAACACUGGAGCAA
Messenger RNA from Leopardus geoffroyi (Geoffroy's cat), 2313 nucleotides. RefSeq names its product centrosomal protein 20 (gene CEP20). The transcript has 5 exons. Bases 79 to 603 code for a protein of 174 amino acids. The record is from RefSeq and is a predicted model, not a curated record. Lineage: Eukaryota; Metazoa; Chordata; Mammalia; Carnivora; Felidae. Gene Ontology annotation, molecular function: protein binding. Gene Ontology annotation, cellular component: ciliary basal body; centrosome; motile cilium. Gene Ontology annotation, biological process: microtubule anchoring; cilium assembly.